Messenger RNA from Lodderomyces parapsilosis, 1251 nucleotides. It is a transcript of the gene CAM1-1, whose product is annotated as Cam1-1p. Gene Ontology annotation, molecular function: translation elongation factor activity. Bases 1 to 1251 code for a protein of 416 amino acids. Lineage: Eukaryota; Fungi; Ascomycota; Pichiomycetes; Serinales; Debaryomycetaceae. The transcript has a single exon. Gene Ontology annotation, biological process: translational elongation. The record is from RefSeq and is a predicted model, not a curated record. Gene Ontology annotation, cellular component: nucleus; cytoplasm.
AUGUCUCAAGGUACUUUAUAUGUUAUGGAACAAUCUCCAAGAUCUUUCAUCUUGGCAGAUCUCGUUAAACAUUUCAAAUUGGAUGUUAAAAUCACUACUGAGAAGGAUGGUGCUUACAAUGCUAAAUUCCCAUUGGGUAAAACCCCAGCAUUUAUUGGACCAAAAGGUUAUGCAUUGACAGAAACUAUUGCUAUUGCUAGUUACUUGUUUUCCUUGGUUCCAAAGGAACAAUUGGGUGGUCUUUUGGGUAAGAAUGCUCAACAAUAUGCUUCAAUCAUGAAGUAUCUUUCUUUGUUUAAUCAAGAAUGGAUUGAAUCUGUUGUUCCCUGUUUUAAAAUGGCUAUUGGACAAUGGCCAUUCAACAAGAAGGUUAAUGAUGAAAAUUUGAAAAAAUUGGAUAUUUUGGCAACCAGUUUGGAAACUAGAUUGUCGGAAUUCACUUUUUUGGUUGGUGAAAGAUUAACUUAUGCUGAUUUGUUUGUUGCUGCUGCUUUAACUUUUGGAUUAUCAACUAUCCUCGGUGCUCCAUUUUUAAAAAAAUUCCCACACAUUGCUAGAUGGUUCAAUACUGUUUCUAAAGCACCAUUCUGGGAAGGUAGAUUGAGCACAUACAAGCCAGCUGAUCCACCAAUGGCUUUCACUCCAGCCAAGAAGGAAAAGAAGGAGAAAGCUCCUGCUGCUGCUGCUGCUGCUGCUGCACCAGCUAAGAAGGAAGCAAAAGCUGCCGAUGAAGAGCCAGCUCCUGCUGCUGCACCAAAGCCAAAGCACCCAUUGGAAGCUUUGGGUAAGCCAAAAGCUCCAUUGGAUGAGUGGAAGAGAACUUAUUCUAAUGAAGAAACCAGAGAAGUUGCCAUUCCAUGGUUUUGGAAAAACCAAUACGAUCCAGAAGAAUGGUCAUUGUGGAAAGUUGACUACAAAUACAAUGAUGAAUUGACUUUGACCUUCAUGUCCAACAACUUGAUUGGUGGAUUCUUCAACAGAUUAUCAGCAUCAACCAAAUACAUGUUUGGAUGUAUGGUUGUUUAUGGUGAAAACAACAACAAUGGUAUUACUGGAGCCUUUUUGGUUAGAGGUCAAGAUUACGCUCCAGCAUUUGAUGUUGCUCCAGAUUGGGAAUCAUACGAAUUCACCAAAUUGGAUGCUUCAAAAGAUGAAGAUAAAAAGUUCUUUGACAACAUGCUUGCCUGGGAUGAACCAGUUGUUGUCAAUGGUGAAAAGAGAGAAAUUUCUGACGGUAAAGUGUUUAAAUAA